Molecule: messenger RNA, 1512 nt
Organism: Purpureocillium lilacinum
Lineage: Eukaryota; Fungi; Ascomycota; Sordariomycetes; Hypocreales; Ophiocordycipitaceae
Biological process (GO): transmembrane transport
Cellular component (GO): membrane
Molecular function (GO): transmembrane transporter activity
Source: RefSeq, a predicted model, not a curated record
AUGGCCGCCAACAGGGACGAAGUCGACGCUGUCGCCGCCACUCAGAGCAAGGGCGGCGACGACGUCGAUCACAUUGAGAGCGGCCCCAAGGAUGGCAUGAUGGCCGAAACUGCCCGCGUGCUCGAUCCGGUCGCUGAGCGGAAGCUCGCCUUCAAGUUUGACAUCCGUCUGCUGCCUGUCUUGGCCGUCAUGUACCUCUUCAACGCUCUCGACAAGGGUAAUCUGAGCAACGCCCAGACCAACGGCCUCAGCAAGAAUCUCAACUUCAAGGAUGGCCAGUACAAUCUCGUCGUGUCCAUCUUCUUCGUCCCCUUCGUCGUCUUCGCGCCGCCCCUGGCCAUGCUCGGCAAGAAAUACGGCCCUGCGCGCUCGCUCCCGGUCAUGAUGUUCACAUUUGGUACCAUGACGCUGUGCACCGCCGCGACGCAGAACUUUGGUGGCAUCUUUGCCGUCCGUUGGUUCCUGGGCAUGGCCGAGGCCGCCUUCUUCCCCAUGGUCAUCUACUAUCUGACCACCUUCUACCGCCGUGGCGAGCUCGCUCGUCGUCUCGCCAUCUUCUACGCCGCGUCCAACAUUGCCAACGCCUUCAGUGGCCUGCUGGCAUUUGGCGUCUUCCACAUCAAGAGCCAUAUGUUUGCCUGGCGCUACCUCUUCCUUAUCGAGGGCUCCAUCACCGUGCUCUUCGCCAUCUUUGCGUUCUGGUACCUCCCCAAGAGCGCCGCAGAGGCCAAGUUCCUGAACGAGGAGGAGCGCGCUCUUGCUUUCCACCGCAUUCAAGUCGAUUCGUCGUCCGUCGUUGCCGAGGAGUUCAACCUGCGCGACUCGCUCAAGGUCUUCACCUACCCGUCCUCGUACGCCUUCCUCGCCAUCGAAGUCUGCCUGGGCGUGCCGCUCCAGUCCGUCGCGCUCUUCCUGCCGCAGAUUAUCCAGCGCCUGCAGUACUCGACGGUCAAGACCAACCUGUACACUGUGGCCCCCAACGUCACCGGCGCAGUCAUGCUCCUCGUGCUCGCCUUUGCGUCCGACUUUGUGCGCCUCCGUGCCCCGUUCAUCGUCCUGGGCUUCGCCUUUACCCUCACCGGCUUCGUCAUCUACGCGGCCAUCACCGACGUCACGGAGUCGCUGCAGCUCGCCUACUUUGCCACCUUCAUGAUGUGCUGGGGUACGUCGGCGCCUUCGGUGCUCCUCUCCACGUGGUACAACAACAAUAUCGCCCACGAGGGCCGUCGUGUCACGCUCACGUCGGUGGGCGUCCCGCUCGCCAACGUCAUGGGCCUCGUCGCGAGCAACAUCUUCCGGGAGCACGACGCCCCCAAGUACCUGCCUGCGCUUAUCACGGCGGCCUGCUUCGGCGCCGCAGGUGCCACCAUCGCAGGCCUCCUGGGCCUGUACAUGUUUUUCGACAACAAGCGCCGCGACCGCAAGGCCGGCGUCAAGAUUGACGCGCGGGAUAUUCCCACGCAGCGGUUGCGUGACGGGCCGAGCGUGCCCGAGUUUCGGUGGUUCCUGUAG